CCAGGUUUCAGGGCCUCCCUCUGGCCGGUCCACAGACACCCCGAUACUGGAAAUAGAAUCUAGUCCUCACCUCAUCGUCUGUAAGUGUGAGGAGGGAGGGAGAUUGUGGAUUCGGUGCCUGUGACUCAGCAGCCGGAGGGCUAUGGAGUCCCAGCCCUGGUGCCUGACCCAGCCUUCCCCUCCCCCCGCAGACCAGGAGAUGGUGAGUGACUGCACCCCGAAACGGGACCGGAAGUGCCAGUGCAAGACCGGGGAGUUCUACUGCGACUCUGAGCACUGCCUGGAGGGCUGCCACCCCUGCACCAGCUGUCCCGGCGCCACCCUCCAGACCUGCAACGCCACGAGGGACACCGUGUGCGCCCCAGCAGCCCAGCCAGAGCCAGGACCCCCAGCCGGUUCCCUGGCUGUCAGCGCCUUGGCUGUGUCUGUGGUUGCCAUUGUCAUCGCCAUCACCAUCGCCAUCGCCGUCGCCUGGUGGGGAAGACGAGCCACCAAGAGGCUGAUUGUGAACUCGGACAUGAGGUCCCGGGACAGGACGGGAAGAACCUUAUGACGUCAGUCGGGCUGGAAGAAAAUGGCUUCGAGAUGCGAGACCACGGAAGCUCCGGAUCCCGCGGCCCCGCGUGGUAGUGAGAUGGUGAGCAGCCGGAAGGCCCCGCUGGGGAGGGAGCGAGCCGUUCCCGCUCCUGGCGGCCUCCACACCACGGACUAUCCCAGACCUAUUGGUCAGAGGAAACCUCUCAGGUCGGCCCUGGCCAGUGUCGCUCAGUGGACAGAGCAUCAGCCUGC
Myotis brandtii (Brandt's bat) is the source of this 789-nucleotide messenger RNA. RefSeq names its product tumor necrosis factor receptor superfamily member 26. Bases 143 to 553 code for a protein of 136 amino acids. Gene Ontology annotation, cellular component: cell surface; plasma membrane. Gene Ontology annotation, molecular function: protein binding. Gene Ontology annotation, biological process: TRAIL-activated apoptotic signaling pathway; positive regulation of apoptotic process. NCBI's taxonomy places the organism in Eukaryota, Metazoa, Chordata, Mammalia, Chiroptera, Vespertilionidae. The record is from RefSeq and is a predicted model, not a curated record. The transcript is spliced from 4 exons.